Molecule: messenger RNA, 1061 nt
Organism: Histoplasma capsulatum G186AR
Lineage: Eukaryota; Fungi; Ascomycota; Eurotiomycetes; Onygenales; Ajellomycetaceae
Product: DnaJ domain-containing protein
Exons: 1
Coding region: 1-840 (279 amino acids)
Biological process (GO): protein complex oligomerization; [2Fe-2S] cluster assembly
Cellular component (GO): mitochondrion
Molecular function (GO): protein-folding chaperone binding; ATPase activator activity
Source: RefSeq, a predicted model, not a curated record
AUGCCGAAGACGACUCCAUUCUCCGUCCUUAGAAUAGGGGGGUUGACAGGUCGCUCCAUAACUCCUAAUACUUCUUUACCAACCUCGAGAAGCAAUACAUGCAUACUCUGCCAACAUAGGGCAUGGCGGCCGUUAGCCGCUACUCGGAAAUUCCAUGGCUCACGAAUACUAUUAGCUGCCCCAGCAUCCUUUCCGUCCGUGAACACCUCCGCUAUAUCCGAGCCAGAGGGAUCCCCGAAUUUGGAGAAAACCUCGACGGAUGAGGUAGAAUCCCUCAUAAAUAAACCUCCGGACAUCACUACCCACUACACCAUCUUCCCCAAUGCCAUUCCCGACCCACCACCCAAGGGUCCCUUCGACAUCUCAGUCCCUGACCUUCGCCAGGAAUUCCUCCGCCUUCAAGCUCGUGCGCAUCCUGACAAAUAUCCUCCGGGCCUAACAAAACAGCACGCAGAGGCACUCUCCGCUCGCAUCAAUGAAGCGUACCGUGCGCUCGCAGACCCAUUAAGCCGCGCCCAAUACCUUCUCGCUUCUCAACAUGGCAUCGACGUGACGGCGGAAGACGGCGCCAAGGACCACCCUCAGGACAUGGAGACGUUGAUGCAGGUACUUGAAGUUCAGGAGAUCAUUGAGGAGGCGCAGGAUGAAGUGACCGUUGCGCGACUGAAGGACGAAAAUGAAGAGAGGAUCAAGGGAUGUGUUGCAGCUCUGGGAAGAGCGUUCGAUCACGGUGAUAUUGAGGAGGCGAGGAAGGAGUGCGUUAGGUUGAGGUUUUGGUAUACCAUUCGAGAUGGAUUGCGGGACUGGGAGCCCGGAAAGGAUGUAAGGUUGGUACAUUAGUUAGCUUACGGGAGCCUGUUCUAUUUAUGUUGUUUUGUUAACUAUCUAUCAUGAUAAUAUGCAUAUACCAUCCGAAUUCACAUGAGUGAUGAUUCUAGCUUUAUUAAAUCAGUGGCGAUUCCCAUAUUUUGCAUUUAACACAGCCCGGAAGAAGAAGAAGAGGAGGAGGAAGCAUGGUCAAACUGGCAGGACAUUCCUGCUUCUCAAAUCUUUGCUGAAUU